CCACGGGAGGCGGCAGAGUCACCGAAGACCCAUCGGGACUAGUGGGUCGACCCAGCUAGCUUCACGACCCGCCGCCGCCGCCGCCGCCGCAGGCGGCCACCGCGCCAUACACGCUCUCCGCUGUCAACACCCAACGCCCGGCCUCCUCUUCCGCCUCCUUCGGCGCAGACGCUGGGUUUAGGCUUGGUUGUGGGUAGCAGAGCAGAGCGCGACAGCGGCGGCGAUGGCAACGGCGAAGAAGGGGACGGCGACGCCGCUGGCCUCCGCGUUCUCGCCGGAGGAGACGAGGAGAGCCGUGUCCCGCGUGGCCCAGGCCAUCGCCGACCGCCGCGCCGACCUCGCGCGCAUCCAGGGCUUCUUCGCCGACAACGCCGCCCUCGUCAACCUCGUCCAGCGCCUCCCCGACGAGCUCUCCCACCAAAUCAUGGUCCCCUUUGGUGGCGCCGCCUUUUUCCCUGGGAGCUUGAUCCACACCAAUGAGCUCCUGGUGCUUCUGGGGGAUGGGUACUACGCUGAUAGGUCUGCGAAGCAGACGACCGAGAUACUGCACAGGAGGGGGAUGGAGUUGGAGGCUCAAAUGGAGGCCAUCAAGGCAACCAUCUCCGACCUCGAGGCUGAGGCCAAGUUCUUCGAGUCCACCGCUGCGGAGGCUUCGGAGGGUCUUGUUGAAAUAAGGGAAGAAUAUGAUGAAGAAGACACAGAAAUAAUUUCAUCAAAAACAGAGGCUUCAAGUUCUUCUGGGGGCAUAUCAGAUGAGGAACAUGCUCGGAUGAUGGCUAGGUUUGAUGAGCUUGAAAUGUUAGAAAAGGAAGCUGGAAGUACUUCCGAAGAUGAAGGUGAUGAUGACGACGACGAUGGUGACGAUGAAGAUGCUGGAACAAGUGAGGAUGGUGAGGAAAAUGGGGAAACAUUAAGUUAUGGCAAUGAGCAUGACAAUGUUAGUUUUGGUGCCUCAGUUUCUGGAAGUGGUGGUAAUGGCCAGAGUCAAGGAAAUGCCCAGCUGAAGAGUGCACUAAAGAAGCUAGGAGAGAAGGAAACACUACAAGGUUCUUCUCUUGCGCCAUCAGGCAGUACCUCCAUAACAAACUCUGAAGUUCAGGCUUCGCUUAGAAAAGCUGUUUCUUUUAAAGAUGAGAACGGGCAAAUAGUUAGUUCAUCAAGGUACUCUUCAGGACCCAAGGUUUCUUCAUCUCGCGAUCGGCAGAUACUACCAGGUGGACAAAAGGCUUUCACGGGAUCUAUUGUUGAACACGAUGAAGGUCUCUCAGUGAUCGAACAACCAAGGAGUAAUGAUAGUGAGAAACCUGCUAGUUCCGCUUCUUCUUCAAGGCCCAUGUCUAGAUUCAAGAUGCAGAAGGGAGGACGCUGAGUAUGCCUCUUGGACACUAGAAUUAACACAGGAUCAUCUACUUCGAGUCGCUGGCAAGAGCUGCAUUGACAAGUACCAUGCAUCAGAAUGAUGCGCCGCAUUUUGGACAGGGGUCCUUUUGAGUUUGUCAGUGCGUCGGGAAGGACAGAAGUGUUGGCAUUCUGAACGUAUGACACUAUCACCUCAACUUUUAUCCUGGGUCUUUUGCCGUUGCCUGUACGGUGGAAUGGUUUGAUGCGUGUCUACAAUUUGUACGCGCGAUAUGCUUAGAAAUGCAAAGAAAAUUGCUUAGAAGGAAUUGAAACAGAGGCUGAUAGAGAGAUGAACGAUUUGUGGUCAAUUGAUUGGUUAAAUCUGGGAGUAAUUAAG
Molecule: messenger RNA, 1738 nt
Organism: Triticum urartu
Lineage: Eukaryota; Viridiplantae; Streptophyta; Magnoliopsida; Poales; Poaceae
Biological process (GO): negative regulation of phosphatase activity; negative regulation of transcription by RNA polymerase II
Molecular function (GO): transcription corepressor activity; phosphatase inhibitor activity; chromatin binding
Source: RefSeq, a predicted model, not a curated record